AUGGGCAGAACUCAACGUUAUCGAAAACAUGAUAAAUUGGAUAAGUUUCACACGUGUAAUAAUGAAAAUGAUUUGAUAUUAUUAAAUUCUUGGUUAAAGAAACAUGGAGUGCAAUACAGCAAGAAAUUAGUUUUGGCAGUUUUCAAAGAUACUGGACGGGGGCUGCUAACUAAAAAGAAAAUAACAGCCGGCGAGGAACUACUGAACCUACCGCUUAAUUUAACUAUAAAUAAUUGUACAGAUCUCAUGAAGCAAUAUGUUGUAAUACUGGAGAAAUUUAUUAAAUGUUAG
Danaus chrysippus (African queen) is the source of this 291-nucleotide messenger RNA. NCBI's taxonomy places the organism in Eukaryota, Metazoa, Arthropoda, Insecta, Lepidoptera, Nymphalidae. The record is from the annotation of a GenBank genome assembly.